ACCAGGAACACCUUCACAUCCUGGCAGGAGUCUGGGAGAGCAAACAAGGAGCAGCCAUGGAGAGGAGUUACGUGUCCGUGCUCUUGCUGCUCAUCGUCAUCUCCUGUGCUCUGGCAAAGGAUGUGGGCAAGAAGGAUUCAAAGGACACCACCACUAAGCCAAAACUGCCUCAGACACUCUCCAGAGGCUGGGGAGACCAGCUCAUCUGGACGCAGACCUAUGAGGAGGCGCUUUUCCGCUCCAAGCACAGCCAGAAACCCCUGAUGAUCAUCCACCACUUGGAAGACUGCCCACACAGCCAAGCCCUCAAGAAGGUCUUUGCUGAACACAAAGAUAUACAGAAACUGGCUGAAAAAUUCAUUCUCCUGAACCUUGUGUAUGAAACUACAGACAAGAACCUUGCACCUGAUGGCCAGUACGUCCCUCGGGUUUUGUUCAUUGAUCCCUCCCUGACUGUGAGAGCAGAUAUUACUGGAAGAUACUCAAACCGUCUGUAUGCAUAUGAGCCCUCUGACAUUUCGCUGUUGUAUUCAAAUAUGCAGAAAGCGCUGAAGCUCCUGAAGACUGAACUGUAAGAGGAAGAAGAAAGACCUUAAAUAUCAUGAAGUCUUAUCUUCCAUGUCUUCGCCACACCUUGAUACUGGUGAAGAGACUAUUUAGAGUGAUAUUUAGUGAUGUGUAGUGAUGGUUUCUAUACAUAAACACUACAGUUUUACAUUAGCACUUUUGUACCGGGAAGCGUUUUUAAAAGCUGGAGGCUUUUAUUUUAAGGCGUACAGAAGAAUACUGUAUGAUCCAACUGUAAAAAUGAUUUUUUAAAAAAUAAAUUCAUUUCAAGUGUUUACAUACAAAA
This is a messenger RNA of Camarhynchus parvulus, 853 nucleotides long. RefSeq names its product anterior gradient 2, protein disulphide isomerase family member (gene AGR2). The transcript has 8 exons. Gene Ontology annotation, molecular function: dystroglycan binding. Lineage: Eukaryota; Metazoa; Chordata; Aves; Passeriformes; Thraupidae. The record is from RefSeq and is a predicted model, not a curated record. The coding region runs from base 57 to 575 and encodes 172 amino acids. Gene Ontology annotation, cellular component: endoplasmic reticulum.